AUGACGCUCAUCAAUUUGCGUCUGCCAGUUGCAGCUCUGGUAGCAGUACUGUUGUCGUUGGGGGAUUCUGUACACGCGGCUGAGGCACAAGAUGUGGGAAUAGUUACAACGGAAAUCGCGAGAGCUCAAAAUAAUAGCUUGUUAUGGGGUCCUUAUAAACCCAAUCUUUAUUUUGGUGUUAGGCCCAGGAUACCUAAAAGUUUUACCGGUGGUUUGAUGUGGGCAAAGGUUGAUAACUUUGUGGAUGUUCAGCAGAACUUCAGACAUACUUGUGAGCAAGGUGAUGGCAUGAGAGGUUAUGGCUGGGAAGAAUUCGAUGCUCGAAAUGGUGGAAAGCAAACCAUGUAUGAUGAGAGCAAUGGCAUUGAUAUCACAACUUUCUUCGUCAAAUCCCCUGGUGGUAAACAUGGUGGGAAUUGGGCUACACGAGUGAGGGGUAAAGUUAGGGAAGGCUCGCCAGCAGAUUUAAAGACAACAAUUGUUUUCUACGCUUCUCUUGAAGGUCUUGGAAGUUUGACAGUCGAGAAUGAGCAAGAUGAUCUUGGAUUUGAGGGAGAAGUGAUUCUCAAUGGAGAAUCCGAUGGAUUGGGUGAAUAUAAGGUUGCGAUCACACCUGGCCGGGGUUUCCAUCCUGGUUCGGAUCAUCCGUCAUACCAGGAGAAGCCAUUGGACAGGACUUUUGUUCACUCUCUUACUCUUGACGAAAAAUUACUGUGGGCGGCCAAGCCUCAUUUGUUCGGAAAGUUGAAGGAGCAAAUCGAUGAAUAUCUUACAACUUACGGAGAAGAUAGUGCUCCUCCUCCAUACCAGAUCUAUACAAUUGCACACGCCCCAGAUGAAGGAAACUUACAUUUGAUACAAAAAGUAUUCGAAGGAGAUUUCGAAUUCGAUAUCAUUUUCAACAGUGCUUCAGCGGAGAAGGGACUUACCAGUCAAGAUAUUUCUAGACUGAUUGGUGAAAACAGCAACUCCUUUUAUGAUAGAUUUAUCUCCACAUUUGAUUUACAACCACCUUUUGAUAUCGAAAGUCUUCAAAGGUUUUCAAGUCACAUGUUCUCAAACUUAAUUGGUGGUCUCGGAUACUUCCAUGGAGAUUCGGUUGUUGAUCGUUCAUAUGCUGAGGAGUAUGAGGAAAGCAACGAAGGCUUUUGGGAAGAGGCUGCAGAGGCAAGAGGACGAAGGCAGGAAAAGCUUGAAGCCCCAUCGGAACUUUUCACUACUGUUCCAUCUCGACCUUUCUUUCCUAGAGGAUUCCUUUGGGAUGAAGGAUUUCAUCUUCUUCCUAUUGCUGAUUGGGAUAUUGAUCUUACUCUCGAAGUUGUUAGAAGCUGGUUCAAUCUUAUGGAUGAAGAUGGAUGGAUUGGUAGAGAACAAAUUCUUGGUGCUGAAGCUCGCAGCAAGGUUCCACCAGAGUUUCAAACACAAUAUCCUCACUAUGCCAACCCACCUACCUUGUUCUUUAUUGUCGAUGCUUUCAUUAGCAAGCUUGGAGCACUCAAUGGUACUUCCCCAUUGGUAAAAGAAAAGCUCGCAAAGGAGUCUUCAAUCUACUCUGCUUAUUUGCAGAACCCAGAAGCUGGCCUUCAAUAUCUCAAUGAGCUAUAUCCUAAACUCAAGAAGCAUUACUACUGGUUCCGCAAAACUCAAUCUGGAGAUUUGAAAGCAUAUGAUCGUGAUGCAUUUAGUACCAAGGAAGGUUAUAGAUGGAGAGGCCGUACACCAAUGCAUAUCCUCACUAGUGGUCUCGAUGAUUAUCCUCGUCCUCAACCACCUCACCCGGGAGAAUUACAUGUCGAUUUGAUGUCCUGGAUGGGCAUGAUGACCAAAUCUCUCAAAAACAUUGCAAGCCUCCUCGGCAUGGAAGAUGAUGUCGCCGAAUUAUCCACCAUCGAAACAGCUAUUCACCACAACAUCGAUGAUUUACAUUGGAGCGAAAAGGAGAAAUGUUAUUGUGAUGCCACGAUUGAUGAUUAUGAAGAACAUCAAUUAGUUUGCCACAAGGGAUAUAUUUCUCUCUUCCCAUUCUUGACAGGUUUGGUUGAUGCCAAUAGUGAUAAAUUGGGUCAUAUUCUUAAUUUACUAGGUGAUGAAGAGGAAUUGUGGAGUGAACAUGGGAUUCUAUCGCUGAGUAAGAAAAAUGAGUUUUAUGGUACGAAUGAAAAUUAUUGGAGGGGUCCUGUUUGGAUGAAUAUGAAUUAUUUGGCUGUUUCUCAACUUUUGAAAUACGCACAAAUCCCCGGUCCCCACCAAGAACAAUCCAAAACCCUCUAUACAAACCUCAGAUUAAACCUCAUCAAAACAGUAUAUGAUAGUUGGCAAGAAACAGGUUUCGCGUGGGAACAAUAUAGUCCGGAAACGGGAAAGGGUCAGAGAACUCAACAUUUUACAGGGUGGACAAGUUUGGUGGUUAAAAUUAUGGGGAUGCCGGAUUUGAGUGGGGGGUAUUAUGAAGGGGAGGUAGGUGGGGAGGGGAAGAAGGAGGGGAAGGUGGAUGAGUUGGAGGAGGUGGAGAAGAAGAAGGAGGAUGAGGGGAAGGUAGAGAGGAAGGAUGAGUUGUAG
Messenger RNA from Sclerotinia borealis F-4128, 2559 nucleotides. The record is from the annotation of a GenBank genome assembly. Lineage: Eukaryota; Fungi; Ascomycota; Leotiomycetes; Helotiales; Sclerotiniaceae.